Molecule: messenger RNA, 15324 nt
Organism: Malaclemys terrapin pileata
Lineage: Eukaryota; Metazoa; Chordata; Testudines; Emydidae
Gene: SON
Product: SON DNA and RNA binding protein
Exons: 12
Coding region: 315-14297 (4660 amino acids)
Biological process (GO): regulation of cell cycle; regulation of mRNA splicing, via spliceosome
Molecular function (GO): RNA binding
Source: RefSeq, a predicted model, not a curated record
AGGCAGAGGCUGACUUUCAGGUUGGGGUUUAUUUAUUUAUCUGAAUUUAGUUUCUGGAUUCCGGUCUCCCCGACAAACCUACAGACGCAGGUCAGAUCCAGACUUCCUAAGAGCUGGUUUUCCCUCACAUGGUCUCUCUGUAAAUACGCUCUGCCCUGUGCGUGACUUUACACAGCUGCUCUGUGUGUGUGCAGCCAUCAGCGCACGGAGCCGCGCCGCACCCCCGGCUGCAGCGGUCACCCGCCGUCUUUCUCUCGCGCACGGGAGGCGCAGGGGAAGUGCGGGGCCUGGUGCGGCGGCGCUGCCUGAGCCCCAUGGCGGAGCUCCCACGGGCUGCGGCGGGCUCGGGCCCGGCCGGAGGCGGCAGGCUCGGGCUCCAGGCGAUCACGGCCCCGGAUCCCCGGCCUGCGCGGAGUGGAAAGGUAGAAGGCCAGCAGAAUGGUGAAACAGUCCCAGCUGAGCAAGCAAACACUUCAGAUGACACAGUUACGGGUGCUGGGAGUCUUCAGAAUGAUCAGAUAGUUCAGAAAAUAGAGGAAGUACUGUCUGGGGCCCUUGAUACAGAGCUACAGUGUAAAUCAGGUGUGGAGGAAGAUUCAGUGAAAAAUAGCUCUUCAUCUACAAAAAGAGGCCCUACUGACGAAGUAGAAGAUGAAAUUCCAAGAAAAAAAUCAAAAAAGAACAAGAAACACAAAAGCAAGAAGAAGAAGAAGAAAAAGAAGAAGAAAAGGAAGAAAGAAAAAAAACAUAAAAAGCAGCCAAAGGAAUCAAAAUUAAGUGCACAGUAUGGAGAGCAUGCAGAUUUACAACCUGCUUCUCACUCAAAGACAGAAAAAUUGGGCUCAAAGUUGAUCACACAGCCUGGAGGGCAUGCAGAUUCAGAUCUUGCUGGUCAAAUGCAGCCAGAAGAAUUGGGCACAAAAUUGAGUGCAGAGUACAUGGGGCAUUCAAUUAAAAGACUCACACCUCAUUUGCUAUCAGAUUCUGAAUCAUCUGUGGAAAAACUUGGGAGUGAAAAAACAAACUUGGCCUUGACUGAUAUACACAGUUCAGAAACCAGCAAAUUGGAUACCCAGGAAGAAAAUACUAGUACAAUGAAAAUUCAAGAGCAAGCUAAAGUAAAAUUAUUGGUGAAUAAGACUCAUGAAAGUAUAUAUCAUAUAGCUAUUAAUAUGAAUGCAAAGGGUGGACCUUUACCAGUUAAAGACACUGAAAAUGGUACUGUGUCUACCAACAGAACUGGAGUUGCUGGUAAAUCUGAAAUUGAAAAGGAUUUGGAAGCUAUUCCAGCCUCUGAGAUAACAGAAGAACUAAAAGAUUCAGAAGCUACUUCAGAAGCUACUCUGAAAUCGAUGGGCAUGGUGGAGGUGAAAGAAUUAGAAACAACCUUAGAAUCUGAGGCCAUGGCAAAGAUUAAAUUUUCAGAAGCAAUUCUAAAAUCUCUGACUAUGGCGACUUCAGAGGGUUUGGAUGCCCCUCUAGAAUCUGUGGCCAUAGCAGAGGUGAAAGCAACUCUAGAAUCUGUGGCUGUGACAAAUGAUUUGGUAGAAACUCCAACAUCUGUAGUUGUAAUGGAGACGAAAGCUUUGGAAGGAACCGCAGAAUCUGUUGUCAUGACAGAUAUGAAAGGUUUGGAAGCCACUCUAGAAACUGUGGGUGUGUCAGAGGCAAAAAGUUUGGAAGGAGGGCUUGAAUUUGUGACUGUGCCAGAUGAUUUGGUAGCAACUUCAAAAUCUGUGGCCAAGGCAGAGGUGAAUGGUUUGGAAGCAAUACCAAAAUCUGCAUCUAUGGGGGAGGUGAAAGGUUCAGAACCUGUUGUGAAUGCAAAAGAUUUGGAAGCCGCUCUAAAACCUGCAAUGGAGAGGAAAGAUUUGGAAAUAACUCCAGAAUCUCUACACAUGGAGGAGGUGAAAGGUGCAGAAGGAGCCCUAGAGUCUGUGGCUAUGGCAAUAGAUUUGGAAGGAACCCUCAAACCUGCUCCUCUGGCAGAGGCAAAAGAUUCAGAUGCACCAUCACUGUCUCUGCAAAUAGAAGAUAUGAAAGAGUCAAAAGGAUUCCUAGAAUCUGUGGCCAUGGCAAAAGGUCCAGAAACAAUCCUAGACCCUGCAGGGGUGACAGAGGUGAAAGAUUUGCAAGAAAUUCCAGAAUUGCUGCACAUACAGGAUAUGGAAGCUUUGGAAGCAUCCUUAGAACCUGUGGUCAUGACAACAGGUCUGGAAGUGGCUCUAGAACAUGUGGCUGUGGCGAAAGGUGCAACUCCACUUUCUAUGCAAAUGGAAAAAGUGAAAGAUUUGGAAGGAGCCCUAGUAGAAUCUGUGGCAGUGGCAAAAGGUUCAGAAGCAGCCCUAGAACAUGUUGUCUUGGCAGAGAAUAAAGGUGUGGAACCAACUUCACUAUCUCUGCAAAUGGAAGAUGUGAAAGAUUCGGAAGGAGCUCUAGAAUCUGUUGCCAUGGAAGAAGGCUCAGAAGCAACCCAAGAACCAGUGACAGAGGCAAAAGACUUGGAAGCAAUCUUAGAAUCUGUCUCGGAGGUGAAAGGUUCAGAACCAGCACCGCUGUCUCUGCAGAUGGAAGAUGUGAAAGGUUCAGAAGGAGGUGUAAAAUCUUUGGCCCUGGCAAAAGGGUCAAAACCAACCCUAAAAGCUGUGGCUGUGGGGGAGGGAAGAGGUUCAGAAGCAACUCUGCUGUCUCUGGAAAUGGAGAAUGUGAAAGAUUCAGAAGGAGCCCUAGAAUCUGAGGCCGCGGCAAAAGAUUUAGAGGCAACUCUAGAACCGGUGGCAGAGGUGAAAGAUUCGGAAGCAAUGCUUCGGUCUCUGCAAAUGGAAGAUGUGAAAGAAUUAGAAGGAACCCUAGAAUCUGUCGUGGCGGCAAAAAGUUCAGAAGCAACCCUAGGGCCUGUGGCCAGGGUGGAGGAGAAAAGUGCAGAAACCCCUCCACUAUCUCUGCAAAUAGAAGAUGUGACAGAAUCAGAAGGAGUCCUAGAAUCUAUGUCUGUGGUGAAGUUGAAGGCUUUGGAAGCAGCCUUUGAGUCUGUAGUCAUGGUAGAGGUGAAGGAUUUAAAUAAACUUGUACAAGCUGAGUCUGAGGUCACAACUCAGUUUAAAGAUUUGGAAGCAAUUCCCAAAUGUCUGUGCAUGGAGGGAGAUUUGGUAAUAACUCCAGAAUCUGAGACAACAUCAGAAGUGAAAAACAUGGAAAUAGUUGGACAAUCUGAAUCACUGGCAGAAGUGAAAGAUUUGGAAACCACCCCAGAAUCUGAGGCAGUGGCAGAGUCAAAGGAUUCAGAAACAACUACAGAAACUCAGGUGCUGAUGGAAGUGAAAGAUUUGAAAACAAUUCCACAAUCCCAAGUCAUGACAGAAGUAAGUGACUUGAAAAUAUCUCCACAUACUGAGGUGGAGGUGAUGAAAGGUUUUGAAACAGCUACAAAGUCUGAUGCCACUAUAAUAGAGAUGGAAGAUUCUGAAUCAACUCUGGAAUCUAGGGCAGUAGUGGAAGUGAAAGAUCCGGAAGCCACACCGGCAAUGACUGGCAUAAAAUAUUCUAAAAAAUGUCUAGAAUCUGAGGCCAAGGCAGAGUUGAAACAUUCAGAAGCUACCCCAGAAUCUUUACACCUUACAGACUUGAAAGAUUCUGGAAAAACUCUGGGACCUGAGAUGAUGAUGCAAAUUAAAGAUUCAAAAACAAUUCAAAAAUCGGAGCCCGUCACUCUGGUAAAAGAUUCUGAAGCUAGUCGAGAAUUGCUGCAUAUAGUAGUAAAAGAUUUGCAAUCAACUCUAGAACCUGAGACUGUGACAGUGGUGAAAGAUUUGAAGGAAACUCUAGAGUGUGAGAUGGUGGUGGCGAAAGAUUUGGAAACAACCCUAAAAUCUGAAGUAGUCAUGGAUGUAAAGCAUUCUAAGGCUGCUCCAGAAUCUUUGUAUAAAGCAAAGGUAAAGGAUUCAGAAGCAGUUCCAGAAUCUCUCUGCUCAUCGAAGGUGAAAGUUGCAGAACUAGCUCUAGAAUUGGAGGCGGCAGCAAAAAUGAAAGAUUUGAAAGAAACCCUAGAAUCUAAGGUCAUGGUAGAUGUGAAAGAUUUGGAAGCUGCUUCAGAAUCUGUGGUCAGGAUGAAGGUAAAAGAUUUGGAAGAAAUUCCAGAACAUUGGCAGCCAGUGGAUGUGAAAAUUUUGGAAGCAUCUCUGGAAUCUGAGGAAACAGUAGAAGUAAAAUAUUCAGAAGCAACUCCAGAAGCGCAGGUGUUGACAGAGACUAAAGAUUUGGAAGAAACUCUGGAAACUCUGUACACUGCAGAGGUGGAGGAGUUGGAAAAAAUUACAGAAUCUAUGCCAAUGGUAGAGGUGAAAGAAUCUGAGGCUGUGACGGAUCUGAAAUUCUCAGCAACAACUCUAAAAUCUGAUAAAACAGUGGAGGUGAAAAUUUUGGAAGAUACACCAGAAUCUUUGACAGUGGAAAAGAUACAAAGUUCAAAAGCAUAUCUAGAAUCUCUGCACGCUGAGGAAAUGAAAGAUUUGGAAGCAGAUCUAGAAGCUGAGGCUGCAACAGAUCUGAAGGAUUUGGAAGAAACUUCGGGCACUGUGCAGGUGAAAUAUUCAGAAGCAGUUUUGAAAUCUGUGGGCAUAGCAGAGAGAAAACAUUUGGAAACAACUGUAGAAAGUCCUAAUGCAGUGCUAGAUUUGGAAACCGUUUUAGAAUCUCAGCACAUUGUGGAUCUGAAAUUUCUGGAAACUCCUGAGAUUCCUGAGUUAACAGUGGAGGUGAAAGAUUCUGAAGCAGCUCUAGAAUCUGAGGCUAUUACAGAGGUAAAUGACUUGCGACCUAUUCCAGAGUCUGUGGCCACGGUGGAGGUGAAAGAUUUGAAAGCAGUUCCAGAUUCUCUUCACACAGUAAACAUGAAUAACUUGGAAGCAACUCCAGAAUUGGCGGCAGCUGCAAAGGUGAAAGACUUGAAAGCAGCUCCAGAAUCUGUGGUGGCAAUAGCAGAGGUGAAGGAUUUACAAGCAGCUCCAGAAUCGGCAGCAGUGGCGAAAGAUUUGGAAGUAACUCCAGAAUAUGUGGUGAUGCUGGCAGAGGUGAAAGAUUCAGAAGUAGUUCCAGAUUCUCUGCAUACCAUAGAUGUGAAAGAUUCUAAAACAAUUCCAGAAUCUGUGGUAGUGGUUUCAGAGGCGAAGGAUUCAGAAGCCGCUCCAGAAUCUGUGGCGGCAGUGGCAGAGUUGAAAUACUCAGAAACAAGUCCAGAAUCUGUGGUGGUGACUGCAGAAAUGAAAGAUUUAGAAGCAGCUCUGAAAUCUGUGGUGGUGGCAGAGGUGAAGGAUUUGAGAGCAGCUCCAGAAUCUUUGGCUGCAGAGGUGACAGAUUUGGAACCAGCGCCAGAUAUUCUGCGUCCUGUAGAUGUGAAAGAUUCUGGAUCAACUACAGAAUCUGUGAUAGCGGCUGAAGAGGUGACAGAUUUGGAAGCAGCUCCAGAUUUUCUGCACACUGAAGAUGUGAAAGAUUCUGAAAGAACUCCACAAUCUGUGGUAGUGGCUGCAGAGGUGAAAGAUUCAGAAGCUGCUCCAGAAUCUGUUGUGACAGUGGCAGAGUUGAAAUAUUCAGAAACAAGUCCGGAAUCUGUGGUGGCUACUGUAGAAAUGAAAGAUUUAGAAGCCGUUCUGGAAUCUGUGGCAGUGGCAGAGGUGAAGGAUUUGCAGGCUGCUUCAGAUGCUGUGGUGGCGGUGACAGAGGUGAAAGAUUUGAAAGCAUCUCCAGAAUCUUUGGCAGCAGUGGCAGCAGAAGUGACAGGUUUGGAAGCAGCUCCGGAUUUUCUGUGUACUGUAGAUGUGAAAGAUUCUGGAACAACUGCAGAAUCUGUGAUAGCAGCUGAAGAGGUGACAGAUUUGGAAGCAGCUCCAGAUUUUCUGCACACUGAAGAUGUGAAAGAUUCUGAAAGAACUCCACAAUCUGUGGUAGUGGCUGCAGAGGUGAAAGAUUCAGAAGCUGCUCCAGAAUCUGUUGUGACAGUGGCAGAGUUGAAAUACUCAGAAACAAGUCCGGAAUCUGUGGUGGCUACUGCAGAAAUGAAAGAUUUAGAAGCCGUUCUGGAAUCUGUGGCAAUGGCAGAGGUGAAGGAUUUGCAGGCUGCUACAGAUGCUGUAGUGGUGGUGGCAGAGGUGAAAGAUUUGAAAGCUGUUCCAGUUUCUCUGGUGGCGGUGGCAGACGUAGAAGAGUCAGAAGGCACUCCAAAAUCUGUGGGGGUGGCUGCAGAGAUGAAAGAUUUGGAAGCAGCUCCAGAAUCUGUGGUGACCAUGGCAGAGGUGAAAAAUUUGGAAGCACCUCCAGAUUCUUGGUAUACAGUGUACGUUAAAGAUCCAGAAACAACUCAAGAAUCUGUGGCAGUGACAGCAGAGGUGAAGGAUUCAGAAGCAACUCCAGCAUUUGGGGCGAUGGCGGCAGAGGCAAAAGAUUCAGAAGCAGCUUCAGAAUCUGUGGCAGUAGCGGCAGAGGUGAAGGAUUUGCAAGCUGCUCCAGAUUCUCUGGUGGCAGUGGCAGAGGUAGAAGAUUCAGAAGCAGCUAGUGUUUCUCUGCAUACUUUAGGUGUGAAUGAUUCAGAAGCAGCUCCAGAAUCUGUGGUGGCUAUGGCAGAGGUGAAAAAUUUGGAAGCAUCUCCAGAUUCUCUGUAUACACCGUAUGUUAAAGAUUCAGAAACUACUCAAGAAUCUGUGACAGUGACAGCAGAGGUGAAUGAUUCGGAAGCAACUCCAGCAUUUGGGCCAGUGGCGGAAGAGGUGAAAGAUUUGGGAGUGGCUCCAGAAUCUGUGGCUGAGGUGAAAGAUUUGGGAGGGCCUCCAGUAUCGGUGGUGGCUGUGGCAGCGGUGGAAGUUUCGGGAGUGGCUCCGGAAUUGGUGGUGGUUGUGGCAGAGGCAAAAGAUUCCGAAGCGGCUCCAGGAUCUGUGGCAGAAGUGAAGAAUGAUGAUCUUUUUAAAAAAAAGAAAGCACAUGAAAAAAGUAACAAGAGUAGUGAUAAACAUAAACAAGAUGCAAAGAAAUUAAAAAGGAGUAAAUCUAAAUCUCUUUCACGAUCCAGGAAGCGGAAAAAAAAGUCCAGGUCACGUUCUGUCUCUAAACAUUUGAAAUAUAAAAGAGCAAGGUCUAGGAGCAGAAACUACUCAGAUUCCAGAAAGAACCAUUCCACAUCUUAUGACAAGUCUAGAUCCAGAUCUGUGGAAAAAAGAGGGGGCAAAGACUCUUCCUGGAGGUCCAGACGCAGGCGCUCCAGGUCCUCUGAUGGUCUCAAGUCAAGAUCCAGAUCCAUUGAUAAAAGGGAAGGCAAAGACUCUUCCUGGAGGUCCAGACGCAGGCGCUCCAGGUCCUCUGAUCGUCUCAAGUCUAAAUCCAGAUCUGUUGAAAAAAGAGAGGGAAAAGAUUCUUCACGGAGGUCUAGACGCAGACGCUCCAGGUCCUCUGAUCGCCUCAAGUCUAGAUCCCGAUCUGUUGAAAAAAGAGAGCGCAAAGAUUCUUCACGGAGGUCUAGACGCAGACGCUCCAAGUCCUUGGAUCGUCUCAAGUCUAGAUCCAGAUCUGUUGAGAGAAAAGGGCGCAAAGACUCUUCCUGGAGGUCCAGACGCAGACGCUCCAAGUCCUCUGAUCGUCUCAAGUCUAGAUCCAGAUCUGUUGAAAAAAGAGAGCGCAAAGAGUCUUCACGGAGGUCUAGGCGCAGACGCUCCAAAUCCUCUGAUCGUUUCAAGUCCAGAUCCAGAUCCAGAUCUUUUGAAAAAAGAGGUGGAAAAGAAUCUUCCUGGUGGUCCAGACGCAGACGCUCCAAGUCCUCUGAUCGUUUCAAGUCCAGAUCCAGAUCCAGAUCGGUUGAAAAAAGAGGUGGCAAAGAAUCUUCCUGGAGGUCUAGACGCAGACGCUCCAAGUCCUCUGAUCGUCUCAAAUCAAAAUCCAGAUCCAGAUCUUUUGAAAAAAGAGGUGGCAAAGAAUCUUCGUGGAGGUCUAGACGCAGACGCUCCAAGUCCUCUGAUCGUCUCAAAUCAAAAUCCAGAUCCAGAUCUGUUGAAAAAAGAGGUGGCAAAGAAUCUUCCUGGAGGUCCAGACGCAGACGCUCAAAAUCCUCUGAUCGUCUCAAGUCAAGAUCGAGAUCUGUUGAAAAAAGAGGGGGCAGGGACUCUUCAUGGCGGUCUAAACGUAGACGUUCCAAGUCCUCGGAUCGUCUCAAAUCUAGAUCCAAAUCUGUUGAAAAAAGAGGGGGCAGAGACUCUUCACGGAGGUCUAAACGUAGACGCUCCAAAUCCACCGAUCAUCGCAAAUCUAGAUCCAAAUCUGUUGAAAAAAUAGGUAGUAAAGAGUCUUCACGGAAGUCGAAACGUAGACGUUCCAAGUCCUCUGAUCGUCUCAAAUCUAGAUCCAAAUCUAUUGAAAAACUAGGAAGCAAAGAGUCUUCACGGAGGUCCAGACGCAGAUGCUCGAAAUCCUUUGAUGGUCUAAAGUCUAGAUCUAGAUCCAAAUCUGUUGGAAAAAGAGAGAGCAAGGAGUCUUCACAGAGAUCUAGAAGUAAACACUCCAAGUCUUUUGAACAUCACAAAUCUAGAUCCAAAUCUGUUGAAAGAAUAGAGGUACAGGAACCUUCACGGAGGUCUCGAAGUAGCCGCUCCAAGUCUUCUGAGCCUCACAAGUCCAGAUCCAAAUCUGUUGAAGAAAUAGAGGCUCAGGAACCUUCACAGAGAUCUCGAAGUAGCCGCUCCAAGUCUUCUGAAUGUAACAAAUCUAGAUCCAAAUCUGUUGAAAGAAUAGAGGUACAGGAACCUUCACGGAGGUCUCGAAGUAGCCGCUCCAAGUCUUCUGAAUGUAACAAGUCCAGAUCCAAAUCUGUUGAAGAAAUAGAGGCUCAGGAGCCUCCACUGAGGUCUCGAAGUAGCCACUCCAAGUCUUCUGAAUGUCAUAUGUAUAGAUCCAAAUCUGUUGACGAAAUAGUGGCUCAGGAGCCUUCACAGAGGUUUCGAAGUAGCCGCUCCAAGUCCUUGGAACAUCAUCAAUCUAGAUCCAAAUCUGUUGAAGAAAUAGAGGGCAAAGAAUUGUCACAGAGGUCUCAAAGUAGCCGCUCCAAGUUUUCUGAAUGUCACGAAUCCAGAUCAAAAUCUGUUGAAGAAAUAAUGGUUCAAGAGCCUGCACAGAGGUCUCGAAGUAGCCCCUCCAAAUCUUCUGAACAUCUCCAAUCCAGAUCCAAAUCAGUUGAAGAAAUAGAAGUGCAGGAGCCUUUACAGAGGUCUCAAAGUAGCCGCUCCAAAUCUUCUGAACAUCUCCAGUCCAGAUCCAAAUCUGAUGAAGAAAUAGAGGUGCAGGAGAUUUCACAGAGGACUAAAAGCAGCCGCUCUGAGUCUUUGGAACGUCAAAUGUCUAGAUCCAAAUCUGUUGAAAAAGUAGAAUGCAAAGAUUCUUCACAGAGGUCUCGAAGUAGCCGCUCCAAGUCUUCUGAACGUAUCACGUCUAAAUCCAAAUCUGUUGAAGAAAUAGAAGCUCAGGAGUCUGCAGAGAGGUCUCAAAGGAGCCGCUCUGAGUCUUUGGAACGUCAAAUGUCUAGAUCCAAAUCUGUUGAAAAAGUAGAAUGCAAAGAUUCUUCACAGAGGUCUCGAAGUAGCCGCUCCAAGUCUUCUGAACGUGUCACGUCUAAAUCCAAAUCUGUUGAAGAAAUAGAAGCUCAGGAGUCUGCAGAGAGGUCUCAAAGGAGCCGCUCUGAGUCUUUGGAACGUCAAAUGUCUAGAUCCAAAUCUGUUGAAAAAGUAGAAUGCAAAGAUUCUUCACAGAGGUCUCGAAGUAGCCGCUCCAAGUCUUCUGAACGUGUCACGUCUAAAUCCAAAUCUGUUGAAGAAAUAGAGGCCCAGGAGCCUGCAGAGAAGUCUCGAAGCAGCCGCUCUGAGUCUUCUGAACGUCUCACAUCUAGAUCCAAAUCUGUUGAAGAAAUAGAGGUUGAGGAGCCUUCACAGAGGUCUCGAAGUAGCCGCUCCAAGUCUUCUGAACGUGUCACGUCUAAAUCCAAAUCUGUUGAAGAAAUAGAGGCCCAGGAGCCUGCAGAGAAGUCUCGAAGCAGCCGCUCUGAGUCUUCUGAACGUGUCACGUCUAAAUCCAAAUCUGUUGAAGAAAUAGAAGCUCAGGAGCCUGCAGAGAGGUCUCAAAGCAGCCGCUCUGAAUCUUUGGAACGUCAAAUGUCUAAAUCCAAAUCUGUUGAAAAAGUAGAAUGCAAAGAUUCUUCACAGAGGUCUCGAAGUAGCCGCUCCAAGUCUUCUGAACGUGUCACGUCUAAAUCCAAAUCUGUUGAAGAAAUAGAGGCCCAGGAGCCUGCAGAGAAGUCUCGAAGCAGCCGCUCUGAGUCUUCUGAACGUCUCACAUCUAGAUCCAAAUCUGUUGAAGAAAUAGAGGUUGCGGAGCCUUCACCGAGGUCUCGAAGUAGCCGCUCUGAGUCUUCUGAACGUCACACAUCCAGAUCGAAAUCUGUUGAAGAAAUAGAGGUUGCGGAGCCUUCACCGAGGUCUCGAAGUAGCCGCUCCAAGUCUUCUGACGGUCACAAGUCCAGAUCCAAAUCUGUUGAAGAAAUAGAGGUUGCGGAGCCUUCACCGAGGUCUCGAAGUAGCCGCUCCAAGUCUUCUGAACGUGUCAAGUCCAGAUCGAAAUCUGUUGAAGAAAUAGAGGUUCAGGAGCUUUCACAGAGGUCUCGAAGUAGCCGCUCCAAGUCUUCUGAACGUGUCAAGUCCAGAUUGAAAUCUGUUGAAGAAAUAGAGGUUCAGGAGAUUUCACAGAGGUCUCGAAGUAGCCGCUCCAAGUCUUCUGAACGUCACAAGUCCAGAUCCAACUCUGUUGAAGAAAUAGAGGUUCAGGACCCUUUACAGAGAUCUCGAAGUAGCCGCUCCAAAUCUUCUGAACAUCGCAUGUCUAGAUCCACAUCUGUUGAAGAAAUAGAGGUUGAGGAGCCUUCACAGAGGUCUCGAAGCAGCCGCCCGGAGUCCUUGGAACGUCAAAAGUCUAGAUCCAAAUCUGUUGAAAAAAUAGAGGGCAAAGAUUCUUCACCGCGGUCUCGAAGUAGCCGCUCCAAGUCUUCUGAACGUGUCACGUCUAAAUCCAAAUCUGUUGACGAAAUAGAAGCUCAGGAGCCUGUAGAGAGGUCUCAAAGCAGCUGCUCUGAGUCUUUGGAACGUCAAAUGUCUAGAUGCAAAUCUGUUGAAAAAAUAGAGGGCAAAGAUUCUUCACCGCGGUCUCGAAGUAGCCGCUCCAAGUCUUCUGAACGUGACUGGUCCAGAUCCAAAUCUGAUGAAGAAAUGGAGGUUCAGGAGCUUUCACUUAGGUCUCGAAGUAGCCGCUCCAAGUCUUCUGAACGUGUCACGUCUAAAUCCAAAUCUGUUGAAGAAAUAGAAUCUCAGGAGCCUGUAGAGAGGUCUCGAAGCAGCCGCCCGGAGUCCUUGGAACGUCAAAAGUCUAGAUCCAAAUCUGUUGAAAAAAUAGAGGGCAAAGAUUCUUCACCGCGGUCUCGAAGUAGCCGCUCCAAGUCUUCUGAACAUGACAGGUCCAGAUCCAAAUCUGAUGAAGAAAUGGAGGUUCAGGAGCUUUCAUUUAGGUCUCGAAGUAGCCGCUCCAAGUCUUCUGAACGUGUCACGUCUAAAUCCAAAUCUGUUGAAGAAAUAGAAGCUCAGGAGCCUGUAGAGAGGUCUCAAAGCAGCUGCUCUGAGUCUUUGGAACAUCAAAUGUCUAGAUCCAAAUCUGUUGAAAAAGCAGAAUGCAAAGAUUCUUCACCGAGGUCUCGAAGUAGCCGCUCCAAGUCUUCUGAACGUGACAAGUCCAGAUCCAAAUCUGAUGAAGAAAUGGAGGUUCAGGAGCUUUCACAGAGGUCUCGAAGUAGCCGCUCCAAAUCUUCUGAACAUCGCAUGUCUAGAUCCGCAUCUGUUGAAGAAAUAGAGGUUCAGCAACUUUCACAGAGGUCUCGAAGCAGCCGCCCGGAGUCCUUGGAAUGUCAAAAGUCUAGAUCCAAAUCUGUUGAAAAAAUAGAGGGCAAAGAUUCUUCACCGAGGUCUCGAAGUAGCCGCUCCAAGUCUUCUGAACGUGUCAAGUCCAGAUCCAAAUCUGUUGAAGAAAUAGAGGUUGCGGAGCCUUCACAGAGGUCUCGAAGUAGCCGCUCCAAGUCUUCUGAACGUGUCAAGUCCAGAUCCAACUCUGUUGAAGAAAUAGAGGUUCAGGAGCCUUUACAGAGGUCUCGAAGUAGCCGCUCCAAGUCUCCUGAACUUCAAAAGUCCAGAUCCAAAUCUGUUGAAAAAAUAAAGGGCAAAGAUUCUUCGCAGAGGUCUCGGAGUAGCCGCUCCAAAUCUCCUGAACUUCAGAAGCCUAGAUCCAAAUCUGUUGAAAAAAUAAAAGGCAAAGAUUCUUCAAAGAGGUCUCGGAGUAGCCGCUCCAAGUCUCCUGAACUUCAGAAGUCUAGAUCGAAAUCUGUUGAAAAAACAAAGGGCAAAGCGUCUUCACAAAGGUCUAGAAGAAAACGCUCCAAAUCUUCUGAACGUCACAAGUCUAGAUCCAAAUCAGUUGAAAAAGUAGAGGGCAAAGAGUCUUCACAGAGGUCUAGAAGUAAGCGUUCUAAAUCCUCUGAGCGCAAACCACAAAAACAUGAUAGCGAAUCGCGGUCUAGACGAAAUCGGUCUCGGUCAGUAACACGUAAAAGACUGUCAAAAUCUAAAUCUAAUCAUCGAUCUCGGACACGCUCUCUAUCACGUUCAAGACACAGAAGGAGGACUCGGUCAAGAUCAGUGUCGAAAAGGAGACGGUCUUUAUCAAGAGAGAGACACAAAAGAUCUCAAAGGAAUAGAUCAAGGUCUGCUGAUAGAAGAAGAAGAAGAUCAAACUCAAGGGAUCACCGAAUAGUGCUCAGGUUACGGACCAGAAGUCGAACACCUAUUCGACGAAAACGGUCUAGGUCAGUGGGAAGAAGACGAAGCUCUAGCAAAUCACCAGUUCGACUAAGACGAUCAAGAUCACCUGGGAGAAGAAGAUGCUAUAGCAGAUCACCUGACCGUCAGAGAAGGUCCAGAUCAUCCGAUAAGUUUUCAAGCAGAUCACCUAAACGUCUUACAGACUUAGACAAGGCCCAGCUACUUGAAAUAGCCAAAGCUAAUGCAGCUGCCAUGUGUGCUAAGGCUGGUGUCCCCUUACCACCAAGCCUACUGCCUAUUAUAGCUCCAGCAAAGAAGGAGGAGAAAGUUACUCAGAAGUCAGCAAGAGAUACAAUAAAGGAGCUCACUGAGAAAUGCAAGAAGAUUGCACAAAGCACAGAUGACGUGAUCGUGAACAAGCCUCAUGAUUCUGAUGAAGAGGAGGAAGAACGCCCUUUCUACAAUCAUCCUUUUAAACUCAAUGAACCUAAACCCAUUUUUUUCAACUUAAAUACCACUCCUAUCGUAAAACCAGCACCAAAAAAUCAGGUAACUUUGACAAAGGAGUUCCCUGUCUCAUCUGGGUCUCAACACAGGAAAAAGGAAGCUGACAGUGUCUAUGGAGAAUGGGUUCCAGUUGAGAAAAACAAAGAAGAAAGCAAAGAUGAUGUUUUCCCCAAACCAGCUCUUGCACAGACUGUGGACAUCUCUACAGCAAUGAAUGAACGAACAAUGGCUCAGAAGAGGCUUACAGAAAAUACAUUUGACUUAGAGGCCAUGUGCUUGUUAAAUCGUGCACAGGAACAGAUUGAUGCUUGGGCGCAGUCAAACUCUCUGCCGGGCCAAUUCACAGGAAGUACUGGAGCACAGAUUUUGUCCUCAGAUGAGUUGUCCAACAGUGGCCCCCAAGCAUGGAUUAGAAAGGAUCAGUUCUUAAGAGCAGCCCCUGUAACUGGAGGAAUGGGAGCCCAACUGAUGAGAAAAAUGGGCUGGAGAGAAGGAGAGGGAUUAGGAAAAAACAGAGAAGGAACUGUGGAGCCUAUCCUAGUGGAUUUUAAGACAGAUCGAAAAGGCCUUGUUGCAGUGGGAGAAAAGACACAAAAGAGAUCGGGACACUUUAGUGUAAUGAAGGAUCUUUCAGGUAAACAUCCAGUUUCUGCACUGAUGGAGAUAUGUAAUAAAAGAAGAUGGUCACCACCUGUAUUCGUAUUGGUGGAUGAUAGUGGGCCUGAUCAUCGCAAACAUUUUAUCUUCAAGGUGAUGGUCAACGGGCAUGAAUACAGGCCUAGCUUUCCCAGCCUUAAUAAGAAGCAUGCUAAAGCCACAGCAGCAACUGCGGCUCUCCAAGCGAUGGGACUUGUACCAAAGGAAAGCAUGCCCAAUGCCACCAUCUUCAGGAGUGCCUCACACCGCUAGAUAUUGUUUUUUAUAUUGACAUUAUUUCAGAUAAUUUUAUUCUGCACAAGAAAGGUAUUUCCCCGUUUCAUGUUGUAAAUACAUUGGUGAUUCCCACAUUGUAAAAACUGUACAGACACCUUCAGGAUUUUCUUUUGUACCAUCAAAAAUGUAUUUAAAUCAUACUUAGUUUUUGGUAUGUUUAUAUUGUUUACAUUAGUGAUGUAAUUAUUUCUUAAAUGACUAAAUUCAACAGGCAGACUCUGGAGGGCAUCAGUAAUCUAAACCCUUGUUUUAAAACUCAUGCAAUUUCUCUUUGAACCUCAUGCAAGUUUCUCUUCAAUAUGGAAUGUUAACACUUUCAUACUCUUUUGUACUAUAAUGCAGUUUUCCCUGGUCUUGGUAAAGCUACUGUUGUAGUACUUUUGCCUAUAGCCAGUACAAGGCUGCACAGCUUAUCAUAGUCUAGAAAAAGGCUGGUAUGUACUGCUGGACAGAUACUGGGCCAGUAAUGUUACCCCCUCCAAGAAGGUAGGUAAAUUGUGGCACUGUUGUACAAUGCUAACAUUACCACUUCUGUCUUGUUUGGGGUUUAAGUCAAUGGUGUACUGCAACUGGCCAUAUUGCUUACUUUUUAAAGCUAAAAAGACUAGGCAAAUGACCUGGUUUAAAUGGGAGGGAAGAAAGUCCAGCGAUGAAAUUGAUGAGAAUUGCAGUGUAAAAGUGUCUCUCCCCUGCAUGUCCUGGUAAGGAGAUAUGAAAUUGUCUAUUCCAAUCUCAAAUUAACACACUGCCUGAUGUUGAUUGUAUGAAUUUGUGGUUAACGUGAAUUUUAAGCUAUAACAAAUCUACAACUGGAUGGGGGGGUAGAAUGAUGCUUCAAUUGUUGUACCCAACUCAGUCAAUAAAGCCGCACAAGUUCAUAAUCUUAAUCAUUGGUCAGUAAACAGUAAUUAAGAUCUGUGCCAAAGCAGUAAUGUAGAGAGUAUGUAUCAGAGGGGGAGCAAUAGUGAAAUGUUUUCAGUUGUUUAUAAAGUUACCAAGCUAA